AUGACUCACAGGACGGCGGAAACGGGAGGCAAAUCCAAACAUCCACUGAGAUCUUCAAAUGGUGGUUACCUCUGUUCGCCCUUCACUUUGCAGCCUGCGUUUGAGACCAUGGCAGAGAAGUACACGGUACGCGAUGGAAAAGGCAGCAGCGGCCGCCUCAAUUCCGCGAGGGAGGUUGAUGAUGAUGGUGGGCCUGGUCGCCCAUGGAUGCGUGCGGGAGUAGGCGCCAAAACAAUGAGUGCAAAGGAGCGCCGCCAACAGCAGCAGGAGGCGGAGCGUAUUUAUGGUCCCAGCUCUUAUAUCGCUGAUGGAGAGGAUGAACUUCUUAACUCUUCAGGUAAAACAAGUAGUGCACCUGUGUUUGCUAUAAGCUCGUGGGAGAAGGCUGCGUUGCAGAGUGUUAUUCCGCGAGGAAUGCGGCAGAGAAAUGGUAAACAAGGAGAGAGAAAUAAUAGCGAUUCGGCUGUCCUAACAAAAGAAGUUGAAGAAGAUGAGAGAGUCCUAAAGGGAGCAGAGCAACAGUCUUCAUUGAUAGUUGAAAAGAAGAGAAGAAGCGACGAGAAGGAUAUUUUACCGGCGAGGGUUCGCCGUCGUAAAGAGUCAGCUGGAAGUGAGUGUCACGACGGUUGCAACGGGAGCUCAGCAAAUGUUUUGGCUCUGCAGGCGAAGAAGCCAAUAAAUAAACUCCAAAUGCUAGAUCAGAUGCGAGAUGCCGCUCUAUUUGGAAAGAAAAAGAAGGGCCUUCUAACUGGGCAGUUAGCAUGA
Messenger RNA from Trypanosoma brucei brucei TREU927, 765 nucleotides. RefSeq lists its product as hypothetical. Bases 1 to 765 code for a protein of 254 amino acids. NCBI's taxonomy places the organism in Eukaryota, Euglenozoa, Kinetoplastea, Trypanosomatida, Trypanosomatidae. The transcript has a single exon. The record is from RefSeq and is a predicted model, not a curated record.